AUGUCUUUCCCUUCGAAACGUGUUGCUGUGAUCGGUGCAGGUAUUAGUGGUGUUGUUUCUGCGGCCCACCUCAAGAAGGAGAAUGUAGAUGUCACUGUUUUUGAGCGAAGCAGUGCUGCAGGAGGCAUAUGUCCAUGCUAUGUUGGCUUGAGAAACAACGUGAGCACACGCCUACUGCAAACCACGUUGAACCAAUUCCCCGCUGGAACUGAGGAUUAUGUGACGCACAAAGUUUUGGCAGACUAUAUACAAGAUACUGCCAUUUCAACAGGAGUGCAUGAGGUGACACAGUAUGACACAAAUGUAGAAAGUGUUUCGAAAAAAGGAGAAUCAUGGUCAGUUGAGACCACCACCUUCCAGACUGAUGCUACUGGCACAGUCAGGUGGAAAAAAUAUACUCAGGACUUUGAUGCCGUAGUUGUUGCCUCGGGCCACUAUCAUGCAGCAAGGGUUCCUGAUACGCCUGGUCUGGCAGAAUGGAAGAAGAAAUGGCCAGACAGGGUAGAGCACUCAAAACGCUAUCGAAGGCCUGAAAACCCUCGGAACAAGAACUUUCUACUUGUCGGCGGAAGCGUAUCAGCAACGGACAUUGCGCGCGAGCUCAGCCCAUAUGCAAACAAAAUCAUCCAGAGCCAAAGGAAUGGAAGGUUCGACCUUCCUUCUGUGAUGCUCCCCGAAAACGCCUACCAAGUCGACGAGGUGGUAUCAUACGAUGUGAGCGCUGUGGGUGAAUCAAAACCACUAGAUUCAUCAGAGCCAAUACCGGCUACAAUCACUCUGAAAUCGGGUGCGAAGAUCUGUGACAUUCAUCAUGUCAUACUCUGCACUGGUUAUCAUAUUACAUUGCCAUUUUUGCCUCAGCUCCAUGCCGACACCACGCCAGUCGACAAGGCAGAUGACACAGUACUGGUGACGGACGGAACGCAAUUCCACAACCUACACAAGGACAUCUUCUACAUCAAUGAUCCUACUCUGGUAUUUGUUGGCGUUCCUUUCUUCACUGCAACCUUUACCUUGUUCGAGUUCCAAGCUAUCGUUGUUGCAAAGGUACUCUCCGCUCAGGCGAAGCUUCCAAGCAAAGAGGCCAUGCGAUCGGAGUACAGCGAGAGAGUAAGGAGGAAAGGCUAUGGAAAAGCAUUUCACAGCUUGCGUGAUCAAGAAGCAGACUAUGUCAACGAGCUUCUGGCUUGGGUAAACGCUGAUCUAGAGAGGGCUGGCAAACAGAGGUUGAACGGGCACAGCAGUGAAUGGCAUACUGCACGAGCGGAUAGUUUAGCACGGAUGAAAGCCUUGUUUUCCAUGACGGGCCCUGAGAAGAGGCUCGAGGUAGCAUGUUCGUAG
Messenger RNA from Exserohilum turcica Et28A, 1341 nucleotides. RefSeq lists its product as uncharacterized. The transcript has 4 exons. Bases 1 to 1341 code for a protein of 446 amino acids. Lineage: Eukaryota; Fungi; Ascomycota; Dothideomycetes; Pleosporales; Pleosporaceae. The record is from RefSeq and is a predicted model, not a curated record. Gene Ontology annotation, molecular function: flavin adenine dinucleotide binding; NADP binding; N,N-dimethylaniline monooxygenase activity.